Molecule: messenger RNA, 1049 nt
Organism: Schistosoma spindalis
Lineage: Eukaryota; Metazoa; Platyhelminthes; Trematoda; Strigeidida; Schistosomatidae
Source: the annotation of a GenBank genome assembly
AUUUAGUAAUACUCUCAAGGUUCCUGCUUUAUUCGAAAAUCUGCUAAAUAGUCUUAUGUCUUAUGUCUGAAGGGUCGUCUAUAUUGUCCUCUGGGCCUAAAAGACAAUACGGGACUCUAGAAUCUACGAAUGCCUCACAAAAUCCUCAUAAAAUAUAUACCGUUAAACCUGGAGAUACUCUUGUGUCAAUCGCAGUACAAUUUGGGACAACAGUACAAAGAUUGCGAUGGAUUAAUCGUUUGUGGGGCUCAGAUAUCUCUAACAUAGCUACAUUAAAAGUUCCUGUUAAGUCUCAGUCUGAGUCUAGGGGGUUUAUACAUCAUAAUUCAAUAGAGUUGUCUACAGUCAAAAAGAAAUCUGGGCCUGGUAACGAAGACGCUCCACAAAUAGCUUCUGCUAACAUUUAUUUUAAAGAAUUGUCAGAAAGGGUUGAAAAGGCUAAGGAAGCUGCCUCCCGCUGCUUAGAAAAGAGCAGACUACCUGAAAUCAUAGCUGACUGUGAUCCCAGUAAACGCGAUUGCUUUCCCGUUCCAAGUUUAUCGGUAACUGAUGAAACAGUUGUAAUGGUAACACCACCUUCAACUUCCAAACUUAAUUCAAUUACUGAUUCUCGAAAAAGAUUUUGUUCAGUCCCUACAAACAGUAUUCAUGAUCCAUGCUGAUUCGUAUGUUAGAUUAGAUGAUCUCGUGUGAAAAUGCAUCACACUUUUUGUAAUUGUGCAAUAAAUGUGUUGUUUUUGUCCGUCUGGACUGUGAUAAUUCGUUCAUUUUGUCAUUUUUCGUUCGUUUACUUACAAUUUAGUUCGUAUUGUAUAUGUGUAGGGUCUUGAUUUUUAGCAUCCACUUUAAUUUAUUUUUAAUCUUAAAAUACUAAAGAUUCUCAUAGUGUAAAUCACACAUGGUGUUAUAACUUAAUUUGUACGCCGUAUUUUAUUUCUCUUCAGUCUACAUCCAACAAACUUUUUGAACGACCAUUACCACAAACGUCGUUUUACCAAAGAUGUCAAAAACUAUUCUGUAUUUGCUAAUCAAAUAUAUAUAAAUGUGCA